AUGCAGCACAACUGUUUUGAAACUAUAAAAAAUAAACAAACAGCUAGUUUAUCAGUAGCUUCUGCGCAGCUGCCCCAAACAAACCCUCAGGGGCCUGGUGACGAUGAGUUUGUUUUGACAAAGAUCAUGGUGCUAACAAAGUGCUUAUCAGCAGUAGCUUCUGCGCAGCUGCCCCAAACAAGCCCUCAGGGGCCUGGUGACGAUGAGUUUGUUUUGACUUUAUCAGUAGCUUCUGCGCAGCUGCCCCAAACAAACCCUCAGGGGCCUGGUGACGAUGAGUUUGUUUUGACAAAGAUCAUGUGGAAGAGAGCUCAUCUCCCAAUUGUUAGAAGCCAGCACCAACGCAAAAUCCAUCACACAGUUACACUCUUUAAUCCCCUCCGCAGUGGUUUUCUCUCGGCCGCUGAUUGCUUCUUUGCCACUCGCUUGGUCUCCUCCUAUGGCGAAUUCACUUCUUCUUUCGUUGCUCGCAAGCUAUUCGAUGAAAUCUUCCACAGAAACUCUUUCCUUUGGAAUGCCAUGCUUCGUUCCCACUGCCGAGCGCAGCAAUGGGUUGAAACACUUCGCCUUCUACGACGCAUGGCUGCCAAGCCCUCUGACCUGGAUGCAUUCACACUACCUAUUGCCCUCAAGGCCUGUGCAGCGCUCUCUGAACUUCGUCAUGGCAGGACCAUCCAUGCUGUCGCCGUCAAAACAGAUUUCUACCAUUCCGAUGUAUACGUCGCGGCAGCACUUGUAGAGAUGUAUGCCAAGUGCUGUAAGAUGGAAGAUGCUAUCCUGGUUUUUGACGGCUUGAGGGAAUCAGAUGUUGUACUUUGGACUUCCGUGAUCUCUGGAUACCUGCAGAAUGGUGAUGCUGAAAGGGCGAUAGCAUUCUUUUCCAGAAUGGUGCUUGAAAAGCAUGCCAUUCCUGAUCCCGUAACUCUAGUAAGUGUGGUUUCUUCAUUAGGGCAGCUGGGAGACCUUCGCCGAGGAAGAUGCUGUCACGGAUUCUUACUUAGGAUGGGAUUUUUUCAUGAUAUCUCUCUCAUGAAUUCACUUUUAAGCUUUUAUUCAAAGAUGGGAGAAAUUAAAAUUGCAGGAAAGUUAUUCGAGACAAUGCCGGAGACGGAUGUGAUCAGCUGGAGCUGUAUGAUAUCUUGUUAUGCUCAUAACGGUGAACCUAUUGUUGCAUCGAUGGUUUAUAAAAGGAUGAUUGAGAAGGGAUUGCAGCCUAAUUCUGUCACAAUGGUUGGUGCUCUGCAGGCAUGCUCUUUGUCUCGUGAUCUUCCUGAAGGAAGAAAGCUGCAUGGGCUUGCCAUUCAAUUGAGGUUUGAAUUAGAUAAAUCAGUCGCCACAUCACUGAUAUAUAUGUACAUGAACUGUUCGUGCUACACGGAAGCCAUUAAUCUGUUCUAUCGAUUGCCUAAUAAGGAUGUUGUCACAUGGGCAGCCACCAUUGAUGGCUGUGCUAAGAAUGGCUUUGCUGAUGAGUCUUUAAAGCUUUUCAAAGCCAUGCUGCUUGAUGAUUUGUGUCCUGAUGCUGUGACAAUGGUAAAGGUGCUUGUGGCAUGCUCACAUUUGGCAUUCUUAUGCCAAGCUCAUUGCUUGCAUGGAUACUUGAUUAGAUCCGGUUUCAGUGAUAAAGUUUACGUGGCUUCUGCACUUUUGGACUUGUAUUCUAAAUGUGGCAGCUUAGAUGAUGCUGUAAAAGUUUUUGAAGGUAGUUCUGAGAAAGAUGUGGUCCUCUGGAGCUCAAUGGUUGCAGGUUAUGGUAUUAAUGGUUUUGGUUACAAGGCCAUAGAAACAUUUGAAUACAUGGUUGAAUCUUCCAUCAAGCCUAACAGCAUUACCUUUAUUUCAGUCUUAUCUGUAUGCAGUCAUAAUGGUAUGGUGGAAGAAGGUCGAAGAAUAUUUGGCAGCAUGAUCGAUGCUUAUGGUGUCACUCCUGAAUCAGAACAUUAUUGCAUUAUGGUUGAUCUGCUUGCUCGAACCGGCAAAUUACAUGAGGCUUUAAACCUUAUUGAAGAGGUGCCGAUGCAGACCGACCCUCAUGUUUGGUGUGCAUUGCUUUCUGGUUGCAAGUUACAUGAAGAUUUCAAGUUGGGGGAUUUGGUAGCUCAGAGAUUACUUGAGAUUGAUCCUACCUAUUCUGGAUAUUAUAAUCUGAUGGCUAAUAUGUAUGCUUUUGGUGGUAGAUGGAAUAAUGUUGAAGUGGUCAAAAGAUGGAUUAAUGAAAGACGGCUGAGGAAAAUGCCAGGCUAUAGCACAGUUGAGAUUGGCAGUGAAAUUCAUACGUAG
Molecule: messenger RNA, 2280 nt
Organism: Phalaenopsis equestris
Lineage: Eukaryota; Viridiplantae; Streptophyta; Magnoliopsida; Asparagales; Orchidaceae
Product: putative pentatricopeptide repeat-containing protein At3g01580
Exons: 2
Coding region: 1-2280 (759 amino acids)
Biological process (GO): RNA modification
Molecular function (GO): protein binding; RNA binding
Source: RefSeq, a predicted model, not a curated record